AUGGAUCGUAUUGGUCGGCCAUGGUUUUCGAUCAGGAACUGGAUAACGAGUCUCCUCCUCCGUUACUUCCCUCUAAACCCUGCACGAUCGCCAACCGUUCCUCCGGCCAAUCCGACGGCGGCAGAGGCAGCCUCUCCCCGUGAGCACGAGCCUCCGAUCGUUUUCUCCCCGUUUUCAGCGCCGUCGGUGGAAGUCAAUAAGUACUACGAGGUGUUUGUGAGCUUCAGAGGGGAAGACACUCGCAGGGGAUUCACCAGCCAUCUCUGCGACGCUCUCUCUUCCAGAAUAGGGAUUUCGUUCGUCUACAAGGAUGAGCUCUGCCUCGAGAAAGGCCAGCCCAUCGCGCCGGAGCUCCUGAAAGGGAUCGAGGAUUCCAGAGUCGCGGUCGUCGUCUUGUCCAGGAACUACGCCGAUUCCACCUGGUGUCUCGACGAGCUGGUUCACAUCCUCCACUGCCGGAAACGGAGGGAUCUCCUGGUCCUUCCGAUUUUCUACCAGGUGGAUCCGUCGGAUGUCAGGAAGCAGAAGACAGGAAGUAGCUUUGGUGACGCUUUUGCUAAACACGAACGAGUUUUCACCGGCGUCGGCGGCAGCGAGAAGGUCCGGAAGUGGAGGGAUGCUUUGACGGAAGUAGCUAAUCUCUCCGCAUUCACCACAGCUGAAUACAGCAAAGACUCGGAUAUGAUCAAGGCCAUUAUGGGGAAGAUAUGGAAGGAAUUGAGCCCCACAUUUCCAAGCAUCAGCAUGCCUCUCGUUGGAAUUGACAGGCGCGUGAAAGCAGUGAUCGAUUUACUAAGCUUAGACUCCACAGCUGAAAGAAACGAAGUUCGUAUGAUUGGGAUCUGUGGGAUGGGCGGCAGUGGCAAAACCACAGUUGCUAUGGCAGCUUACGACACUAUUCGCUCUGAAUUUGAGUUUAGCACUUACGUUUCACGCGUUCGAGAAGCUUGCAACACCCAUGGAGGGCUAAUUCAAUUGCAGAAGCAGCUGUUUAACGAAAUUGAGGGUAACGUCACGAUGGCAAGUGUCCAGACAUGGGGGGAGUUUGGAGGAAUCGAAAGGCUUAAGAGGAUGUAUAGAGGGAAGAAGCUGCUCUUGAUUGUGGACGACGUCACCCACCACAAGCAGCUGCAGUACUUGGCAGUGGAGCAUUCUCUAUUUGGGUCAGGGAGUCGGGUCAUUAUAACGUCCAGAGAUCAACACUUGCUCCAUGCUCAAAGGGUGGAUUCUGUAUACGAGACCGAAUUGUUGGACGAAAAUGAAGAUCUUGUGCUACUGUGCCUGACAGCUUUUGGCCAAGAGGAACCUUUGGAAGACUACAGGUAUGAGUGUGAGAGAAUUUUGGGUUAUGCUGGAGGCCUUCCCAAGGCGAUAGAAGUGUUGGGUUGCUCGCUGAAGGAGAGAAGUGUUUCUGAAUGGAGGCGCACAAUUGAGAAGCUGAAAAGAAUUCCUCCGGGUGAAAUUCUAGAGGUACUGAAAGUCGGUUAUGAUGCACUGGACGAGGAAGAGAAGGAGAUGUUCCUAGAUUUCGUGUUUUUCUUCAAUGGGGUCGAUCUCCUUCCAGAUCCCAUAAACUUUUUGUUCAAUGUGCCCCUUAUGAUGGUUCAGGACCUCUAUCUUGAUGAGGGUAUUGGGAUUUGGAAUCUUGUUGAUAAGGGACUAUUACAAGUUGAAGAACGGUACUAUGGUGAUCAUAUCUAUAUGCACCAUUUAUUGGAGGAGAUGGGUAGGGCAAUUGUCCGCUCGGAAUGUCCAGAUGAGCCUGGACAAUGCAGUAGGUUGACUGGUUAUCAAGAUGUUUGCCAUGUGCUUACUAAAGGAACGGGAAGUAAAAAAUUGAAAAUUAUUUCGUCGAGAGCAGAUUCUGGAUACCCAGUCCCAGAGAUAGUAAUGCAUUCCAGUGAAGCCUUUUCGAGAAUGAGCAAUUUAAAAGUGCUGGAGUUAAGAUAUGUGAAGAUCACGCAAGGACCAACUUAUCUUCCUGAUGAGUUGCGAAUUCUGUCUUGGACUGAUUACCCUUCCGAAUCCCUGCCGCCGAGUUUCAACCCUCACCGCCUGUUUCUACUACAGUUGGAUCGCAGCAACAAUCUGAAGAGACUCUGGCACGGGAAUAAGACAAUGUCGUGCCUUACUUGCAUGACACUUUGUGGAUGCUUCAAUCUGAUUGAUGCCCCAGAUUUUACCACAACACCUCAUCUCGAGAUACUGUCACUCGACGGCUGUGUGUCGUUGCUUGAGGUUCAUUCAUCAUUUGGGCGUCUCAAAAACCUUGUUUUUGCAAGUUUCAAAUGGUGCGAGCGUUUGGAGGUAUUGCCUCCGAGUCUUGAAACCAACUCUUUGGAGUUCCUUAGCCUGCAAGGCUGCUCAAAGUUGAAGAGGUUCCCGAAGAUUGAGGCCCAUAUGGACCGCUUGGCUGAACUCAGUCUAGAAGGCACUGGGAUAGAACAGCUAGAUGCAACAAUUGGACUAUUGGUUGGCUUGACAAAAUUAAACCUUGGGCACUGUAAAUGCCUCACAAGUCUGCCAGACAGCCUUUGUUGUUUGACUUCACUUGCACAGCUUGAUCUAAAUGGUUGUUGUGAGCUAGAAGAUUUACCUUCUUCCCUACGGCUUUGUGUUUCCCUGGAGUAUCUGCGGGUGGAAGACUGUGCAAAGCUUCAGUCUUUGGGGGAGCUUCCACCAAAUAUCCAGCGCUUGAAAGCCAAAGGUUGCAAGUCCUUGGAAGGAAUUCCUGAUACAAUCAACCUGCGCAGCAAUGGAGUGGAUAUUGAUUGCCGUCAGUGCUUCAAAUUGGAUCAACCAGAGAGCUUAGGUUGGAGAAAGCUUCAAAGAUACCUCCAGGGCGCUCCUAAUCCAGAACAAGAAUUUGGCAUUGUGACUCCGGCUGGAACCAACAAGAGUAUGGAUAUCCCAGAGUGGUUGAUGUCAUCUGGCCAUCGGUUCCGUUGGGGUAUACUAGAGCCGCCUCCUGAUGACCUCAUGAACGAUGUUAGUAAUCCGGAUUGGAUAGGGACUGUUCAGGGUGAUGCUGAAGAAGAAAGGCACAUUUGGUUGUCCUACGUUCCUAAGGGUUCUAUGGGAUACUACAUGGAAAACCCUGCUCCGGGCAUUCCUACCUCCAGAGAAGGCGUUUGCCAUAGUUACUCCGGCCGGAAUCUAGAAGGAGAUGGGUAUUCCUAUUCCAGUGUGGCUGUUGAAGAUUGAAUCCAGUGGAGUUCUUUGCAGACGCCGGCACCUGAUGAUGGUGGCAUCGGUGAUCACCUGAAUGAUGCUAGUAAUCCAUAUUGGAUAGGGAUAAUGGUUAUGUCGACCUGUCUGCUGUGAACCUUGCCUUCUCCAUACACAGCUGAAUCGUUAAUUCGCGGAAUGGCAAGCUGUUGCUGAGGAGGAACGCCAGCUUUGGUUGUCCUACACAUCCCAAGGGUGCCCCGAGAUACGACAUUGAGAACCCUGCUCCUUCAAGCAAAAGCUACCUGGUGAUAUUAUGCCCAUGAGCGUGGAAUGGGGUUGGUGCAAAUAUGGAAAUUUGUACCGUCACGAGGUCGAAGAGCAGAAGAAACAGGACAGUAUAGACUAUCCAAAAAGCUGGAAAGGAUGCAGAGCCAAGAAUAUCGGCAAGUCCCAUUAGACAUUAUAAA
Molecule: messenger RNA, 3638 nt
Organism: Linum tenue
Lineage: Eukaryota; Viridiplantae; Streptophyta; Magnoliopsida; Malpighiales; Linaceae
Source: the annotation of a GenBank genome assembly